CGCGGCCACCUCGGCCUCCGCGUCAGGCAGAGGCUCCUGGUGACCCCAGUCAGAAUAGUGGCCUUAAGGGCGCAACGCAUACCCGCCUAGGCUGGCUCUUCGCCUUCCUCCGCUCCUCCCUUCCCAGUGAUGAUCACAUCUCGUCCAGCCGCUGGGAGGGGUGGGACGGGGGUGCAGCCUUAGUCGCCGGUAGUCCCCAAGAAGGAGUUCUCCUGGUCAGCAGGCUCGUGACUGUCAUGGCCUCUGUGGCUUAUGUGGCCUCUCUCUACUGUUCUGGGCCUUUUGGAAGCAGAUGGCCAGCCUUAUCUUCCAAGGCACCUCUGGGUGGGUUCGAACCGCUUGUAGUCCAGCGCUUUACCGUUUGUGCCACUCAGGAACUCCCAGAGGUGUCAGUGCAGUCACACUGUAAACGGUAGCACAUUCCUGGAAGGAAUGAAGGCAGACAGGCAACAAGGGGCCCUCCUGGAAGUGGACACCAGCAUUCGAGUGGGACCUGGAGUACCAGCCACACGUGGGUCAUGCCCCGUUCCGCGAAGGAGGUGGACUUAGGACACUGCCCUGGACCCGGCUUCUCCAGGUGGAGUCUGUUCUUGGCCAGCCCCUUCUGCUGCUUCCUUUUCCGAGGGAAAUCUGUAUUCUGCAGCCUCCAGUGACCGUUCUUACAUUGUUUCCUGGGAAAGGAUUUAGUGCUGUGUGCCUCCUGAUUUGGAGUUCAGAAAUUAAUCCUGGAGAGAAUGUGUGCACUACUGGUGUUGCAGAUAUGUGGCUCCAGAAAGAUGUCAGUACAUGAUACAUAAAUGAAAUUGUUUUAUGGAACUGCUUUUGUCUGCUCAGAUUAAGUGUUUUCAUCCGGGGCAUAGUUUUGGAAGCUCCAUAGAACACCCUGCCUGGGAAUUUUCCCUGAGAGACCUAAUUAGCCUUUGUUCUGCUAUAUUCAGGAUCCUGAUAUCGCUCAUAAAAUUGCUCUUGCUUUUACUUGCAUUAUUGCUCUUGUGGUUGAGUUACUAAGCAGUAACGUAUUGUAACUACGUAAGUUUAAAAUUCUGUCCAUAGAAUGAUAGGGGGAACCCAGGUGAUUAUGUAAUCUCAUUUUACAGAUGAGAAAAUGGAGAAACUGAGAGAUUAAAAAGCUUGAUCAAAGUCAUUUAACUAAAGGAGUGGUUGGUCAAGUGUGAUCCCAGGACCAGCAGCAUCAGCCUCACCUGGGAAUUUGCUAGAAAUGCAAAUUCCCACCUCAGACUGAAUCAGAAUCUCUGGUACUGGAGCUCAGCACUCUGUGUUGUAACUUGGUGAUUCUGAGGCUUGCUAAAUUUUGAGAACAUUGAUUUACUGGGGCUAGAUAUAGUUGGAAACCCUGGUGGCGUAGUGGUUAAGUGCUAUGGCUGCUAACCAAGAGAUCAGCAGUUCAAAUCUGCCAGUUUCUCCUUGGAAACUCUGUGUGGCAGUUCUACCCUGUCCUAUAGGGUCACUAUGAGUCGGAAUCGACUCGACAGCACUGGGUUUGUUUGUUAGACAUGACUAGGAUUAGAAUUGAGGUUUCCCUGUCCAGUCUCUUUUUACUUUUAAAAUUUGACUUUCAGAUUCUGCUGGUUUUUGUUAUAAUAGUGUUGAGGUUAUUGUUGUGUGCUGUGGGAUCCAUUCUGACUCACAAUUACACUAUAGGACCAAAUACAACUGCCCCAUAGGGUUUCCAAGGCUGUAAUCCUUAUGGAAUCAGACUGCCACAUCUUUCUCCUUCGGAGUAGCUAGUGGGUUCCAACCAGUGACCUUUCGGUUAGCAGCUGAGCUUUUAUCCACUGCACCAUCAUGGCUUCUUUGUGUUAAGGUGAAACCAAGCCAAAAACCAAACCUGUCAGUUGUCCAGUUAAUAGUGCCCCUAUAGAACAGAGUAUAACUGCCCCAUAGGGUUUCCAAGGAUUCGCAACUCUUAACCACUGUGCCACCAUGGCUCUGUGGAAUACUUUCUACUCAGCCAUAACUGUUUCUAAAGAAAUGUGGAUUAUUGAAUAAGGAAUGCUUGUAAUGCAGGAGUAGUGGAGAGGGGGAAAGAACACUGGGUUUGUAAGGCAGAAGUACGACUGUCCUGGCAGCCAUAUUUUGCUCAGCAUAGCUGACCAAGGGCCUUAACUUCUCUGCUUUGGGGAAAACUGGAAGUAGCUAGUAAAUCUGACUCCUGGCCUGCCUCUGUCCUUGAUUAUUGCAGUGUCACCAAAUUAUAUAAAGGUGUCAUUUCAGAAAUAAUAACAUGUUUAUGAGGAGUGACAUUCUGACAGCAACUCUUUAGCUAAAGAAACAAUAAGAAGAAAAAAAACAAUGAGAUGCUAUGUCAACAAUCAAUAAUCUGUGGCUAGUGGAUAGAAAAGAGAUUUUACAAAAAAGAAUUUCUAGUUCUUCAGGAAAUUUAAAAUUAUGUUAGAAAGUGUGAAUCAUACUUUUCUAGGAGACAUUAUUUACUUUAUAGACUUUUUUAUUAAUGACCAGCCAAACUAUUUCUAAUAUUUUGGAUUGGACUCCCACUAAGUUAAAUACUUUCUUUUUAAAUUCUACUUUAGUUGAAGGUUUACAGAACAAAUUAGCUUCUCAUUAAACAAUUAGUACACAUAUUGUUUUGUGACAUUGGUUACCAACCCCACAACAUGUCAGCAUUCUCCCUUCUCUACCUUGGGUUCUCAAUCACCAGCUUUCCUGUCCCCUCUUGCCUUCUAGUCCUUGCCUCUGGGCUGGCAUGCCCCAUUAGUCUUGUUUCAUUUUAUGGGCCUGUUCAAUCUUUGGGGGAAGGGUGAAGCUCAGGAGUGACUUCAUUACUGAGCUAAAAAGCUCUUGGGAUGUCCCCAGUCUCUGUCAGGCCAGUAAUUCCGGUCUUUUUUUGUGAGUUAGAAUUUUGUUCUACAGUUUUCUCUUCUGUCUGGGACCCUCCAUUGGGAUCCCUGUCAGAGAAGUCUGUGGUGGUAGCACCAUCCAGCUGUGCUGGACUCAGUCUGGCGGAGGUUGUGGUAGUUGCAAACUAAAUACUUCUUUCAUGUUUAUCUUUACUUCUGGAGUUGAACAUUUGAGUUUUUAUUCCUUCAGCAGCUUAAUUGAAAGAACAAUCAUUUGGAAAAAAGACUUAGUCUAUGAAGUAAAGAGUGUGGUCAAGGUCCGCUCAGCCAAUUUCUCUUUGGGUAAACUCGGCCCAGUUCCUUAGUCCUCAAGCGUAGGUUUCCUUCUCUGUAUUUUAGGAAUGAUGAUAAUAAUAAAGCUUUUGUUCUUCCUACCAGCCCCCCAGGUUAUUGUGAAAUGAGAUGAAGCAAUACAAGUUAAAAGGCUUUAAGCAGUAGUGUAUACAUGACAGUAUUAUCUGUGGAAUUACACGGGCUGGUAUGGGUUCAGGAACAAUCCUUCCUCACGAGAACCAGUCAAGGGCAGACAGUUGUUUUUAAGAAAGGUAGGCUCCUAAAUUUUACUUUAUUUGCCUUAAUUCAUCUACAAGGUAGCUCACCCCACUUCAGAACCUGUAUCUCCUCAUCAACAAUUCCACGGAAGACAUUGAUCCCGUGGAACCUUCUCAGACAGCGACAAUUCAGAUCUAAAGGAGUGGAUUGGGUGAUUUGAGUUUGUUGAGCCCUGGUGGCACAGCGGUUAAGAACUCGGCUGCUAACCCAAAGGUAUACUCUAAAUAAUAAUGUCCUAAGCCUGAAACAGAGAAAAUUUUAUGAAGAAAAUGGAUUUCUUGUGAUUAAAAAUCUGGUAUCUGAUGCUGAUAUUCAACGCUUUAGGGAUGAGUUUCAAAGGAUCUGCAAAGGAGAGGUGAAACCAAUGGGAUUAAUUAUAAUGAAAGAUGUGACCAUUGCAAAAUCAGAAAUUGUUCCAGGAGAAAAAGUGAUUUCGAAGAUCCAAGAUUUCCAAGAAGAUGAAGAACUUUUCAGAUACUGCACUCUCCCUGAGAUUCUGAAAUAUGUGGAGUGCUUCACUGGACCCAAUAUUAUGGCCGUGCAUACUAUGCUGAUAAACAAGCCUCCAGAUACUGGCAAGAAGACGUCCCGCCAUCCUUUACACCAGGACCUGCACUAUUUCCCGUUCCGGCCCAGCAAUACCAUUGUGUGUGCUUGGACGGCUAUGGAGCACAUUGACCGAAAUAACGGCUGUCUGGUUGUGCUUCCGGGAACACACAAGGGCCCUCUGAAGCAGCACGACUACCCUCAGUGGGAGGGAGGAGUCAAUAUAAUGUACCACGGGAUCCAGGACUACGACAGAAACAAUGCUCGAGUUCACCUUGUGAUGGAGAAGGGAGACACCGUUUUCUUUCAUCCCUUGCUCAUCCAUGGAUCUGGUCGGAACAAAAGCCAAGGAUUCCGGAAGUCAAUUUCCUGCCAUUUUGCUAGUGGCAACAGCCACUACAUCGAUGUGAAGGGCACCGGUCAAGAAAACAUGGAGAAGGAACUCCUAAAAUUAGUAAAUAAACGACAUAAAAUUGAAGAUAAUAUCACCCUGAAGGAUCUUUGGUCGUUUCGAGUGCGGCUUGUGAAAGGAGAAAGACUCACCCUUUGAAAUAGCCCUUUCCUGCUACCCUUUUAAAAGAAACCAAAACAACGUAUGGUGUCUAAGGAAAAAGUUUUCUUAAUGAGAUGAUGUAAUCGUUUUCAUCACUUGUUAACAAAAUCAGAAAGCAUGUAUCAGGUACUCAGUUGCAUAUGGGUAAUUUUGUGGUGCUUUGACAGUUGUAAAUGCCAGCCAAACUCAAACCCAUUGCCAUUGAGUCGAUUCCGACUCAAAGUGACCCUGUGGGACAGAGUAGAACUGCCCCAUAGGGUUUCCAAGGUUGUAAUCUUUGGGGAAGCAGACUGCCACAUUUUUUUCCUCCUUGCGGCUGGUGGAUUGGAACCGCCAACCUUUCAGUUAGCAGCGGAACACUUACCCACUGCACCGCCAGGGCUUCUUGAUGUAAGAAUAAUAUUUACAGUAAGAGUGAAUAUUAUUGUUUUAAAGAAAACUAAUUUAGGGUUACAACUAAUAAAGGUGACUGGUUGAUUUAAGGGUGUCAAAUCAGUUUCUUUCAUUCAAUUAACUCUUUACCCAAACAGAAACAAAAGCUUUGAAACUCAGGUUAUGUUCAGUUUUGCAUCUUCUUCCUGGUAAACCCAUCACCUACCAAUUGCAUGUCACGAGUGAUUUCUUUUCAAAUCUAGAAUCAUGUAUACUGCAGGCACAUGCAAUGAAGGGCCUCAAAAGGGCAUCAGGGAGUAAAAUAAGGGUGGACACUCACAUUCUGGCAAGGCUCCUUCCAUAAGUUCUCCCACCUGACCACCCUCCUUCAAAAAUAGGGUUUUCCAAAUCCUUCUCCCUGUUCCUGAAGAAUGAAGAAGAGGAUAACACCGUCUGAUUAUUUCAUGCUGGGUGGGGAAGCUGAAAACCUUCGGCACUUAUGAAUGAAAUCCAACCUCUUGCAAGGUACAGGGAAAUUUUUGGAUAAUUUUGGUUUGGGUUUAGAGUGAGCAUGGACUGGGUGAAUUUAUUUCAAUUUAGCACCAUAUUUCUAUGCCAGCUGAGGGUGACAUCGCCAUUAAAAAAAAAAAAAUCUUGUAGUUCGGGCUUUAAUAAAGAAAUGACAAAGAGUCCCUUUCUUGUUGUUCUGCUGAGCACGUUUUCCUA
This is a messenger RNA of Loxodonta africana (African savanna elephant), 5628 nucleotides long. It is a transcript of the gene PHYH, whose product is annotated as phytanoyl-CoA 2-hydroxylase. Bases 3796 to 4527 code for a protein of 243 amino acids. Gene Ontology annotation, biological process: fatty acid alpha-oxidation. The transcript has 9 exons. The record is from RefSeq and is a predicted model, not a curated record. NCBI's taxonomy places the organism in Eukaryota, Metazoa, Chordata, Mammalia, Proboscidea, Elephantidae. Gene Ontology annotation, molecular function: phytanoyl-CoA dioxygenase activity.